AUGACCUUCCUCCGUGGCGGGUGCAUGAGUAUCGUGGCUUGUUACGCCGUCAUGCAGAUGCUCCUCCAUAACUCCUUCGCCAGCUUCAAGUUCGCGAAGUGCACCGAGUGUGACGUUCAUAGUGAUCCAAGUCACCCCGACGGUGUUGCGGCGAAAAGUUUCGUGCUACCCUCAGAGGCUGGCGAGUACAGCAACGCUAAGCAGGUGACCUGCUGCGCUCAGCCUCUGGCCCCGGGGAAGCCACAAGCGCCCACACAAGACCGUGGCCUCCACAUACUACCAUUGCAAGCGCCAUCCUUCGAGCACAAAUACGGCACCGGCGAGCAUGCCUUCAAAGCCGCCAUAUGCUGGGAAGACUCGGCGCAUAGUCUUGGGGGGGGGGGUCAAUACCGGUCAACGUUGAUCUUCAGCAUAACGCGCUGUGUUUUCUUGGAUUCUAUGACUGGCUUCGCUGACGAUGGUGUGCUGGUACACUUUUCCGGGACAGGAGGGCGGGGAAAAGCUGAGGCGUAUGAAGAUACCGUCAGUGCUCUACUACUGCGGGGGAUGGAUAUGUCCGCAAGAUCGACGCAGAAGCUCAAUCUUAUGCUCCACGGCUGGAGGCGAUGGACAGACAGAGACUGGACACUAGCUGGUGAAAAGGUUCGCGCUUCUCCUCCGUCCCAGUGCAACGGCAGCCGACGACGAGCGACUGUCUCAACUGCCGGCGAGCAAGUCUGUCGUCGAGAUCAUCGCGGACUUUCAGAAGGUUGUUCUAAGGGCCUGACGACCUCGCAGGUGGGUGAAGACGUUGAGUUUGUGCUCGAACAUCUCAAUAUUGUGGGCGGAUUCGCGGCAAGCCCGUUCUUGAGCUUAGCAGUUGCAGGACAUUUGCCGAAUGGGAGAGGGCGAUGCUCUCGCGUCGGUCACAUGAAUUAUAUCUCUUUACAGUUAUUGCGCAAAGACGUUCACGGGGCACUUUAUCGUUCUAUCGAGACCAGUGUCGCAAUCGCUACGAUCCUGCCACCCAAGUCACAUCGGGAAGAGCUACAAGGCCAUCAAGAACGCCCACGGCGUGUCCGCUCUCCUACUUCAUUCUUUAUUCUCGUGGACCGGCCUUUGACACCGAUCGGUACACUCAGCCGGUCCGAGCUGUCGUCGUCCGCUCCUAACCGAGGGGAGGCGAUAUGUGUUCCAGAUGUCUUAAGGAGUCACCUAUCAGCGUGGAACGAUGUGUUUAUCACUUGA
Laetiporus sulphureus 93-53 is the source of this 1227-nucleotide messenger RNA. RefSeq lists its product as uncharacterized. The coding region runs from base 1 to 1227 and encodes 408 amino acids. Lineage: Eukaryota; Fungi; Basidiomycota; Agaricomycetes; Polyporales; Laetiporaceae. The record is from RefSeq and is a predicted model, not a curated record. The transcript is spliced from 6 exons.